This is a messenger RNA of Phaeoacremonium minimum UCRPA7, 1047 nucleotides long. RefSeq lists its product as hypothetical. The transcript has 5 exons. Bases 1 to 1047 code for a protein of 348 amino acids. The record is from RefSeq and is a predicted model, not a curated record. NCBI's taxonomy places the organism in Eukaryota, Fungi, Ascomycota, Sordariomycetes, Togniniales, Togniniaceae.
AUGCAGUGGGCCAUCCUCGCCGCCGUCGCUCUGCUCGCGCAGAAUGCGGCUGCUCAGAACAUGCUUCGGUUCGCGUGUUCGCAACUCGUUGUUGAGCGAACCGACCCAAUCGUCAACAAGGGCGAAUUGUGGACUCCUCAUCUUCAUCAGAUCGUUGGAGGCAACUCCUUCAAUAUCACCAUGGACCCGGAUACUCACGAUCUCGCAGCACUAUCUACUUGUACAUCAUGCACAUUCAAGCAGGAUCUUUCAAACUACUGGACAGCGGUCAUGUUCUUCCACCACAAGAACGGGAGCUAUACUCGUGUUCCCCAGGUUGGCAAUGGAGGUCCGCAAGGACGUCUGGUGAACAAGGGUGGUCUCGAUGUUUACUACAUCCCCAGUGGCAAGACCACGGCUUUCAAGAAGGGUUUCCGCAUGAUUGCUGGAAAGGCCUCGAACACGGAUCCUAGCAAAGUUGACAAGAGCGCUAUUUGCCAUCGUUGCUGGACCUCUACGAGCGACAACAACUUUGUUGGUGGUGCUCCUUGCACCGGUAGCGACACUGUCGCCAUUCCCAAAGACCCGUCAUGCAAGAUGAUUCGUCAGACCAUCAUCUUCCCAACCUGCUGGGAUGGCAAGAACCUUGACAGUCCUGACCAUCAGAGCCACGUUGCAUACAGCUCUGGCUCAGGAGCUACAGGAGGUGGCGCAUGCCCAUCAACCCAUCCUGUGAAGCUUCCUCAAAUCAUGUAUGAACUGAUGUGGAAUGUCACCAACUUCGCAGACAGGAAUAUGUGGCCCACCGAUGGCUCUGACCCCUUCGUUUAUAGCAUGAACCUCGGUGGACCCGCAGCUCACGGUGACUACGUAUUUGGCUGGGAGAACGACUCUCUCCAGAAGGCAAUGGACAACGGUUGCAACCUCAACGUUGCCUGUCCCAAGGCCGGUCUUACCGUUCAAACAUCCGACCAGUAUAGCGCUUGCACAAAGCAGCAGCAAGCCAAGGAGAAUGUCGAUGGCUGGCUCAAAGCUCUUCCUCUAGGUGAUAUGGCUGUAAUGGCUUAA